Molecule: messenger RNA, 438 nt
Organism: Alnus glutinosa
Lineage: Eukaryota; Viridiplantae; Streptophyta; Magnoliopsida; Fagales; Betulaceae
Product: cysteine-rich repeat secretory protein 1-like
Exons: 1
Coding region: 1-438 (145 amino acids)
Source: RefSeq, a predicted model, not a curated record
AUGGUUUCUUCAAGCUUCAUUUUCUUCCUUUAUCCUAUAUUUAUACACACUUUUAACCCCACUCUUGCUCAACCAGAUUUUGUGCUGUAUCACUGUUCAGAUAGUGGUAACUACACCAGCAACAGUGCCUAUAGGGCAAACCUCAAUAGCCUCCUCACCUCCAUCUCUCUUAGCACCCAAACAAAUGACGAGUUUUACAAUUUCUCCAAUGGCGUAUACCCUGACAGAGUUUAUGCUAUUGCAUUUUGUAUAGGAGUUUCAAAACUAGACCACUGCCGUAGUUGUGUCAACGACACUACUCAUAAGCUCUUAGAAAUUUGCCCCAACCAGAAGGAGGCCAUCGGAUUCUACGACAAUUGUAGCCUUCAAUUCUCAAAUAACUCCCUAUUUGGCAUUAUGAAAAGCAGACCAAUGUUACUUGCUAUUAAAAGAGUAUAA